Meloidogyne enterolobii is the source of this 1103-nucleotide messenger RNA. The record is from the annotation of a GenBank genome assembly. NCBI's taxonomy places the organism in Eukaryota, Metazoa, Nematoda, Chromadorea, Rhabditida, Meloidogynidae.
UCUUUUGGACUCGGGAUCGGUAUUCAAAAACCGGGAUAAUACUGACCGAUCCAAUCACGAUCCCGGUCAACCAUAGUUUACACAGUCGAACUUCACUAUUAAAUACACUAAAUACCAGGGUGUGCCAGUUUCGCCUUUCUACUUCCACUGAAUUACGUCUUUGGUUUUACAUUUUUUGCUUUCUAACUCCUGUUUCGGCACAGCUCUACCUCAAUUUAGAUGAUGUUUUUAAUAGUUGGUUGAUCAUUGCGUUCAUUUUUACAGGCCCCAGGGUUCAUUAUUUCAUCCCCUUUUAGUGAGUUUCGACGUGUAUUUAAAAAUAUAUUAACGGAAUCCCAUAAUGAAUCAUUCCUCAAAACAGUUUCGCAGCACAUUCUGCCCUUAUUCCUCUACGCAAAUCCAAGUCCGCGUUAGCCGGAUUUACCUCUCAUUCUGCUUCAACUUCUCAUUCAAAGCCGCUUCUCUGUUCAAAAAUUGUAAAAGAAGGUAUUAAUGACAGUCAAGAAGAAAUUAUGGAAAUGAUAGAUUUGCAUAAAGGAGACAUUUUACAGUUUCGCAUCGAGGAUGACCUCAAAAACAACCGAAAACAUUCGGAUAAUCUAGCUGGCUGUUCUCCAUCCCAAUACUCCCCCAUCCACACUCUUCCCACAUCUCCUGAACUGCAGAACCAACACCAACUGGAACAAGAUUGUUGGUCAGCCCCAGCAUGUCCAAAUGACUCACCAGAUUCUUUUGAAAUUGGGGAGGGUGAUGAAGAAUUUUCUAAAGAUAUGAAAAUGUUAUCUUCUGAAAAGCAAGACUUGAAUUAUCGAAAAGAAAGUAGCUGGUCGGCUCCUGGCCAAUUUAAUAGCGAAAUGAUUGAAAUUCCCUUGCAAAAUGAAAAGAAAGAAGACAAACUCGAAGCAGAAAAGUUGAGGAAAAAGGAUAUUUUUACCGGUAGUGAAAACACCGAUUUGAUCCCUAUGGCGGAUGAUGAUGGAUCCAAUACACCAAAUUAUGCUUCUUUACAUGGUGGAUAUCUGACUUUACCUCCCGGUUUUAAAUGUCACUCAGCUGUUGAUAAUUCAAGUAGUUUGAUUAUUAGUACUUACAGUCGAAUCUGA